AUGAAGUGGAUCUUUGUUCAUAAUUUCUUGGCCUCUGCUGCUUUGGCUGCAGCAGUUGCCGUCCCCAGGCCGGCCCAAGGACUCGACGUUGUCAAGACCGUGGUUUUAGACGACGGCCGGGUGCUAGACUGGGUCCGCAGAGAGUCUCAACACGACAAUUUUACUUUGCCAGCCGAUUGGAACUCGGAAAAGAGAAACAACAGACUGGUGGAACGAUUUGUUAACCCGAUUCCCCAGCACCAGCGUGGCCCCGAGGGUACAGUCCCCAUCCUGCGUCCAGGACUUGUACCCUUCCCUGAGAAGCGUCCGCCGGUAGUCGAAGCUUCCGCGUCACCGAUAGUUCAGUUGAAAACCUCCUUCUUUGAACAACAGGACUAUACCGGACAACAUUGGUAUGCCACGACUGGCAAAGGGACAAAAGUCACGGGAGGUGGCGGCUCCAUCAGCAUGUUUGAGCCCUAUCUGGCGUCACAAUCCGACUUUUCUCUCAUACAGACAGCCAUGGUACGCUGGUACGCCAAGACGACCGAAUUGGGUACAGUGACUCAAUCACUCGAGGCUGGCUGGAUGUACUACCCGCCUCGAGGCCCCAAGCCAAUGUUUUUUGUCUUCUUCAACACCAAUGGCUACCAGGGUUCCAGCGAUUACAUGUGUGGCUGGAACACGGAAGUAAAGGGUUGGGUGCAGGUCGACGACUCCAUCUUCCCUGGCAUGUCCUUUGAGCACAUGUCUGUGAUUGGCGGCGAGCAGCAUGACUUCGAUGUCAAGUUUCACCUCGACGACGGCAAGUGGUGGCUCAAGGCAUUCGGAAAGGAUAUUGGAUAUUACCCUGCCGAGCUGUUUAGCAAGAAAUCAAAUGCAGAGGAUACUCUGGCCGCGUAUGGUGAUGUCAUCAACUUCUUUGGCGAAGUGUACAACAGCGGCUCAGAGUUGACCAAUACGGACAUGGGUAGCGGCAACUUUCCCGAAGCGGGAGACGGCAAGGUCGCAUACGUCAAGAACAUGGUGUAUCUUGACGGCGACGGGAAUGAGCAAAUGUUUACUGAUGGGUAUAUCCAGGAGAGCGAUCGUACUCGCUACAGAAUUAAGCCAUUCUGGAACUCUGGCACAACCUGGAAAUCGUACAUCUAUCUUGGGGGGCCUGGUGCCGAUGGUGUGGUUGGUGCUUGA
Molecule: messenger RNA, 1170 nt
Organism: Beauveria bassiana ARSEF 2860
Lineage: Eukaryota; Fungi; Ascomycota; Sordariomycetes; Hypocreales; Cordycipitaceae
Exons: 1
Coding region: 1-1170 (389 amino acids)
Source: RefSeq, a predicted model, not a curated record